AUGAGUAGAGGAUAAAAUGGAGAGAAGAUGCUAUUACUAAACAACAGUCCUGGACAUUAAAUGAACAUUAACAUAUAAAAUAAUCAAGCCUAAUAUAUGAACACAAUUUAGGGAGCAUCAGGCAAAAUAUUCAAUUAAUAUUAGCAAAAUCCUCAGCAUGUGAUUCAGAUGAUACAGUAAAAAUAAGCCAGCAAAAAUCCAUUGGGUCAAAGAAAUCUUAGGCCUUAAAGUGCAAAGCCUGCCAAGAACAAUGUCUAACUUCCUCAUGAAAACUCCAUAUAUGGAACGAAUUUCCAAGUGAUUAAGAAUUAGACAUUAAGAAACGAUUACGGUGGAGAACUUAACUUCGCGAGAGUUAAUCAAAUAAAGUCAAGGUUAAACUCAAAGCUUGGCGUGCCUUACAUGUAGACAAUUAAAGCAGCGCAUAGAUAUGAUUACGGAAUUGCUUAGAACUAGCAAUUAAGAUAGCGUCCAAUGAGUGGAAAAGUAAAGAAAGAACUAAUCACUCGUGAAAGAAUGAUCAAUGAAAUAGUUGCAACAGGAAAGCUUUAAACUAAAAUGAAUUAGGAUCAAGUUAUGAAAGCCAAGGAUUCUGAAAUAGAAUUAUUAAAGAGAAACAUAAGAUCAACAAGGUUAGAGGAGGCUGAAAAGACUGUAUAAUUUUUUAUUCAAGAAGGAGCAAGAUUAAGAGCUUAGUUAGAGUCUACAAUGUCUCAAGGUGGCUAAAGUCAGGCAGUAAUGAAUAGAUAGGGAUUAUCUCAGCAAUAAAUAGCCGAUGAUUAGAAUAAUCAGGUUAUGAUAAAUUCCCUUUAGUAAUAGAUAAAUCAGCAAUCCUCAGAUAUUGGAAUACUGAAUGAAAAUUUAGCUGCAAAAGACAAAGAAAUCUAAAUAUGGAGAUAGAGAUGUGAAAAAGAACUGAAGGAAAAAUCAAAAAGUGCAUCCAGUAAAGAGAAACUGCCAAUCUCUAAAGAUGAAUACAAUCAUUUAAAGCAAAAGCUCACUGACCUUUAGAAUGUUUAUGAAUAAACUCUACUUGAAAACUAAACAUUGACUGAUAAAAUAGAGGACAUUUAAAACUAGGUCUAAAAUUAAUCGUAGAAAAGAGAAAAUGAGCUAUUAAAUAAGAUUACUGAAUUGCAAAACAACAGUAAAGACAAAGAAAAUGAAAUAAAUACUCUUAGGACAACAAUGAAUAAUCUUUUAUAGCAAGUUGAGCAGUUAGAAUAAAAGCUCAAACAGUAAACAGCAAUUAAUGAGCAUUAAAUAAAGGAACUUAAAUAAUAGCUUGAAGAAAAUAUAAGAGAUGAUGUUGAUAAUUACGAUGAUGACUUAAAGCAACAAGAAUUUUCAUAGAAGUUAAAUGAUCUUUAAGAAUAGCAUUAGCGUGAGAUUAAGCAGCUUUAGGAAUAGUCUAAGAAGUAAUAUCUUGGGGAUUUAGAAAAAUAAAGGACAGAUAUGCUUUAACUACAUAAGAAGUAAUUAGAACAGCAAAUCUUACUAGUUUAAGAAGAGAAUAAUAAAAGUAUUGAGGAGAUCAGAUAAACUUAUGUACGAUAACUCAAAGAUAAAUAACUUCAAUUAGAUCAAAUAGAAGAGGAAUUAAAAAAUGUUAAGCAAUAGUUAGCUAAUACAACGAAUCAGUAUGAAAGCAAUCUUUAAUCAAAACAAGGAUCUAUUCUUGUGUAAAAUUAAAGUAUAUCAUAACACUAAAAGUUAAAUUCAGUUUCAAGUUCACAUCACUCGCUAUCCAUUGUAAAUCAAUCUAGCGUGAAAUACGAGUCCAAAUCAAUAAUUAAAGAAGAAUAAGUAAAAUAAAAUUUUGAGCACAUUAAAAGGAAACUGUAGCUCGAAAAAGUCAGCAAGGAUCAAUUACAGGAGUACUUGUUUGAGGGUUAAAAUUAGAAUAGAGAGAAUAUUUCAAUUAAAGAUUUUUCUUCAAUAUUAUUUGCUAAGUUGCUACUUGACCAGUCUUAAGCAAAUAACUUGGCUAGAUAUAUAAUUGAAAAGCCAGAUGAUGGGUCAAGCGAAAUUGACUAUGAUCAAAAUAAAACAUUGAUGAAUAGAAAAAUUAUCAAAGUUAUUCAUGAUAAAAUACUUGGACCUUAAUACUAAAUAUACACUCAUGAACAAGAAAAGCAUGUUCUGAAAAAGUAUAGAGAAUUAGCAUAAGAUCAUCAAGAAUAUUUUGAAAACACACUUAAUCUUUAUGACUUUGAAGGUAAGGGCUUGAUGACUGUUGAUGAUUUAAGAGAAGCCUUACUUUCUUAAGAGAUCUAUGAUGGUCGAGAUAAAAUAUCAUUUGAAUGCUUUGCUCUUUAUCUACUUACAAUUAAUCAUAAGGAUACUUUCUAAAUAAAGAUUAACGAUGUCCUUGAUGCUUUAUUUCCAAAUAGAGAUCAGCCAAGGGUCUAAAAAAAUAAAAUGAGUCAAAGUACUAUUACGAACAAGAGUCACUUGAGUUAAUAACAAAUUCAAAGUUAAAAAUCUUUGAAGCAAAGUACAACUAUUAAGCAUAUGGAGAAGCAAAAAAGUAUCUUGGAUAAUGAUGAAGAUCUUAUUUAGGAAGAGGUCUAUGAUGAUUAAGUAUAAUAUGACGAAGCUCCUCCAGAAUUAAACUAUCUUAAAUCUAUGAAUGAAGAAGAAUUGCUUGAAAAAAGCGAAAAGGCUUUCUAGAUGAUAUCUCAAUACCUGCAGAAUAACAACAUCUCUUUAAGAAAUGUGCUGAAAGAUCAAAUUUACGAUCAAAAGAUUAAUAUAAUUAAUGAAGAGCAAGAAGGAUAGGAAUCACAGAGAGCUAACAAAACCUUCGAAGUAAUAAAUGCUGAGGAUUUCUUUUAAAAAGUCCAAGUUGAGGAUCUGUCAGAGUCACUUAAGGAUUCAGUAAUGUAAAUUGCAGGUAAAUAGGUCCCAGAUUAAAACUAAAACUUCUUUAUCUACAAAGAUCUCGAAGAAAUACUUGGCGCCUAUGGAUUCAUAGAUUCAAUCAAACCAAGGAAUAGUAGAAAUCUUAAAUAUGAUCUCCUUGAUCCUAAAUCCAUAAGAAUUAUGAAUAGACUAGAAUAAUUCCUCUAGGAUAAUAACAUGAUCCUGAUUUAGCUGUUUGAAGAUAAAAUCUAUUAGAAAACUAUUAAUAACUCUUAACUGGGCACCAAUCAAAAAAAGAACUUUAAGCUGAAGUUUAUUAAAUCUAGAGAGUUCUUUGAUAGGUUGAAAGAUUUGAACAUAAGAAGGAGCGGUGAACCCCUGAAAAAUCUUGUUGAAUUUUUGACAAUAGAUUCAAAGACAUAUAAAACAGGGCUAGUUGUUAAGAAGAUUGAAAAAUUGCUUAAGGAGUGCAAGGAAAAUGAAUAUCUUUAAAGCAUUGGCACUAAUAAGAGAUCUAAAAUUGAGUAAAUCUAACCUCCUCAAGGGUAAAGCAGGCUAUCCUAGAUAAAUUAAAUGAUUGAUGAGCCUAUUGAAGAAUAAUACUAAGAAGAGUAUGAUAGUAUUAAAGAAGCAACACUUCAUGAUGAUCAGAUAGAUUAAUUGCCCAAGUAUACAAUAGAGUAAGAAGAAGAUAAGGAUGAGGAAUUGUUAGAAUCAUUGCAAACUCUACCUGAUAUAAAAAAUCCCCUGCCACUCGCAAUUAGACCCAAUGAUGAUCUUAAAUAUAGCUAGAGUGAUGCAGCCCACACAGUCCUGGACCAUAAAUACACAUAAUAUGGUAUUAUUGAAGAUCCCUCUGGUGCGAUAAAGUUCAGUGGAAGCAAUCAUAGGACAAUCAUGGUUGAAGCUUAGAAAUUGUAUGACGAAGAUAUUAUUGAUGAUCAAAUAGUGAAUUAGUACUCUGAAUCUGAAGAAAACUACGAAGAUUGUGAAUUUUGA
Messenger RNA from Stylonychia lemnae, 3864 nucleotides. The record is from the annotation of a GenBank genome assembly. NCBI's taxonomy places the organism in Eukaryota, Ciliophora, Spirotrichea, Sporadotrichida, Oxytrichidae.